AUGUCUUUCAACGAUUUGGAGAGGGGACAGGGCGUCCCUGACGAGCCGUUGCGUGUGCACACUCUCAGAAACCAUGAAAGCGCGAGCAGUGUAGAAAGCACCGAAUUCAUGCACUUGACAGAGCAAGUGGGCUUGCAUAUCUUCCGUAUCAAUGCCAAUGUGUCGACACUGGAGAAACUGGACCGCCAACUUCGUAAUGCAUCUGAUAUGGGCCAGAAAAAGGCCGACGAAAUGAUGAAGCAGUUUGCCGAGCUAUGUGAGCAGACUCGCAGCAUCGUGAAGGAUGCAUCGGAAGACGUGAAAGCUCUCUCGCUCUUUUCAGUGAAUGGGUCGAAUGGUGGGCGUCGCUCUUCGCCUUCACGUCUUCUGCAGGGAAAGCUCCAAAACGAUUUUCAAGAGGCCCUUUUUGCUUUCCAAAAGAUCCAGAAGGCAGGCAUCCGUAAAGAAAAAGUGGCGUUGGCCCAAGCCAAACGGCGCGGUAGCGGUGCACCAGCAGAGGAGGCCGAGGGACAAGAGCAGACGGAGGGUGCACCCGUCGAACAGCUCCAGACGCAGCUGCCCAAAUCGCGCUUGAGCCAGGAAGAACUAGAGUUCCAGGAAUCGCUCAUUGCUGAGCGUGAAGCAGAGAUUCGCGAAAUCGAGCAAGGUGUACAAGAGCUGAAUGAAAUAUUCCGUGACUUGGGUCAUAUGGUACAGGAGCAAGGCGGUAUGAUCGACAACAUUGAAUACAAUAUUGGCACGAUUGCAUCGAAUGCAGAAGGCGCUGAUCGCGAGUUGCUACAGGCACAUACUUAUCAGCGACGGGCUGGCCGCAGAGCACUUUGUCUAACAAUUAUUAUUGCUUUCGUUGUUGCUAUUGUUCUUCUGGCCCUUUUGGCUUGA
Messenger RNA from Malassezia pachydermatis, 882 nucleotides. RefSeq names its product pep12 syntaxin (t-snare) vacuolar. Gene Ontology annotation, molecular function: SNARE binding; SNAP receptor activity. Gene Ontology annotation, biological process: vesicle fusion; intracellular protein transport; Golgi to vacuole transport. Gene Ontology annotation, cellular component: membrane; SNARE complex; endomembrane system. The transcript has a single exon. Bases 1 to 882 code for a protein of 293 amino acids. NCBI's taxonomy places the organism in Eukaryota, Fungi, Basidiomycota, Malasseziomycetes, Malasseziales, Malasseziaceae. The record is from RefSeq and is a predicted model, not a curated record.